AUGAAUGUCGAUGCAUUUGUUUGUUUUCAUCCUGUAUCUAUGUGUGAAUUAUAUAUGCCAUUUAAUCGAAGUGUUAUUAUUAUUUCAUCAACACGUUAUGAACUUUCAAGAUUUGAACCUCAACAAUGGAAUAAAUUAAAUGAGAAUUUGAAAAAAAAUUCUCAAGAUCCAAAAAAUAUUAUAGCUGCAAAUAAUUUAUAUGACGCAGAAUAUAUUCGUUAUUUCACUGGUAUAAAUGUUACACUUUUACCUAGCUUUUGUAAUUAUACAAAUACUGAUUAUAAUCCAACUCGAGAAGAAUUUUUACUUGUUCCUAUUCAUAAAUAUUCUGAUUUGACUAAUCAUCCAGCUAUUAUUCAUAUACCUUAUCGAGUUUCUAUAAUGAGUUUAUUUGAACAAUAUCGAAUGAAUAUUCCACUUCUUGUUCCAUCACUUGAUCUUUUGACUAAAUGGCAUUAUGAAUAUAGUGUAGUCAAUGAAAAAACUUGGGAUCAAAUUUUAAAUGGAAUAAGAUCGAAAAUUUCUCGUAUAAAAGGUAUUUUAACAAAUGUACUUGAUCCAAAUAAUGAUUUGAAUUGUAUAUCAAUUCGAUAUUGGUUGAAUUUUUCAGAUUUCUAUCAGUGGCCACAUAUUAUAUAUUAUGAAUCGAUUGAUGAUCUUAUUGAAAAAUUAAUUUCGACAGAUUUUCGAAUGAUUAGUAAAAAAAAAUGA
Rotaria sordida is the source of this 711-nucleotide messenger RNA. Lineage: Eukaryota; Metazoa; Rotifera; Eurotatoria; Philodinida; Philodinidae. The record is from the annotation of a GenBank genome assembly.